AUGGCGAACCAAGGGCUUUAUGCGAACCUUGUCAACGGACAACAACUGACAGAAGAGAAGACAGACGAAGAUGACGAUGCUCUCAUUGAAAAUGCGAGUACUUCUUCGUGGUUUGUGGACGAGAAAUCCACUGCCAAAGAAUUGCCAGAGAUUGUUGUAGAGAAGACUGAUUCAAAACAGCUCGACAAACGACUAUCCUUCUGGGACCUUCUUCGUUUGAUGGAUAAGCUAAACCGGCCAGAGCGUAUGCUAAUUCUUUUGGGCCUUGUCGGCUGUGUAUUCGCGGGACUAGGAACUCCAGUGCAGGCCAUUUUCUUUGCAAAGCUAAUCGAGGCCGUAUCCGUUCCAGCGUCUCAAUACAAUAAGCUUCGCUCCGAAACCAGCUUCUGGGCUCUGAUGUAUCUUAUGCUUGGUAUCGUUGCUAUCAUAUCGUGGUUUGGCCAAGGUGCUUGCUUUGCCUUCUCGUCAGAACGACUCAUCCGCAGAGCGAAGGACACAACUUUCCGCUCCAUUCUACGCCAGGAGGUCUCCUUCUUUGACGAGAGGUCGACAGGAGACCUAACAACAAUACUGUCGCAGGACACCACUCAUCUAGGUGGGCUGGAUGGAGCUGUGCUAGGCUCCAUGAUAACUUUCACAGUGACCAUCAUCGGUGGACUUGCGCUCUCUGUUGCAAUUGGCUGGAAGCUGGGUCUCGUGUGUGCCGCCUUGAUACCCAUUACGGUUGGAAGUGGGUAUGUCCGAUUGAUAAUUCUUAGUUUGUUUGACCGGAAAGUACGACAGACUCAAGCCGAGUCUGCAGCUUAUGCCAAUGAAGCUGUGAGAGCAAUUCGUACUGUGGCAAGUCUGGGACUUGAGAAUGAGGUGCUGCAGCGUUACCGUGCUAUCCUGGACCGUGAUGCGGCGGCAUCGCUCCGCUCAAUCUUGCAAGCUUCGGUGCUGUUCGCCCUAUCUCAGUCUCUGCUUAUGCCAACGGGAGCUUUGGUUUUCUGGUAUAGCAGUACGCUCCUGGCAACUGGAGAGUAUACGUUAACACAGUGCUUCAUCUGCUUUUCUGCACUCGUCACUGGCGCCCAGACAGCUGGUGCCGUAUUCAACUUUGCCCCUGAUAUGAGCAAAGCUAUGCAGGCAGGGCGACACCUUCGUAACUUGUUUGAGCGUGUACCCCCUAUCGACAGCUAUAGUACCGAGGGCCGGUUAUUGCCAGCAGAAGCGUGCCGUGGUGCCAUCGAAAUUCAGGACGUGAGUUACCGUUACCCGCAGCGUCCAGAGCGAGUUGUACUGGAAAAUUUCUCUCUCUCCAUCAAACCAGGCCAAUUCGUUGCACUAGUGGGUCCAAGUGGGUGCGGCAAAUCAACCGUUCUGUCCCUCCUGGAGCGCUUCUUCGACCCGGAAACUGGACAGAUCCAGGUCGAUGGAUCUAGCGUCACGGGGUUAAAUAUCUCUCAGUACAGAAGCUGUAUUGCGAUGGUUGGACAAGAGCCAGUUGUAUACUCUGGCACUAUCCGCGAAAACUUGGUGUUAGGAGCUGCGGAGGGAGUGACGGACGGAGCUAUCGUCCAGGCUUGUAGGGAUGCAAACAUAUACGAGUUCAUCUCAUCGCUUCCGGAUGGGUUUGCAACUGUGGUCGGUGCCCAGGGCAGUAUGUUAAGCGGAGGCCAAAAACAGCGAGUGGCUAUUGCGCGAGCACUCCUCCGCAACCCUAAGAUACUGCUGUUAGAUGAGGCGACGUCAGCGCUGGAUUGGCAGUCAGAACGGAUAGUGCAGGAGGCCCUAGAUAGAGCAGCCAAGGGUCGUACCACCAUCUCGGUUGCCCACAGGCUGAGUACUAUCAAGCGAGCCGACCUAAUCUGCGUCAUGGACCAGGGUAAGCUAGUCGAAAAGGGCACCCAUGAGCAGCUGAUGGCAAAGAGGGAGAUGUAUUACGAUCUCGUCCAGGCCCAGAAUCUCGAUACAGUUUCUUGA
This is a messenger RNA of Trichophyton benhamiae CBS 112371, 1965 nucleotides long. RefSeq lists its product as uncharacterized. Gene Ontology annotation, cellular component: membrane. The coding region runs from base 1 to 1965 and encodes 654 amino acids. The transcript has 3 exons. Gene Ontology annotation, molecular function: ABC-type transporter activity; ATP hydrolysis activity; ATP binding. NCBI's taxonomy places the organism in Eukaryota, Fungi, Ascomycota, Eurotiomycetes, Onygenales, Arthrodermataceae. Gene Ontology annotation, biological process: transmembrane transport. The record is from RefSeq and is a predicted model, not a curated record.